Asterias rubens (European starfish) is the source of this 2086-nucleotide messenger RNA. Its product is annotated as cytochrome b ascorbate-dependent protein 3-like. The record is from RefSeq and is a predicted model, not a curated record. Lineage: Eukaryota; Metazoa; Echinodermata; Asteroidea; Forcipulatida; Asteriidae. The transcript is spliced from 5 exons. The coding region runs from base 322 to 1095 and encodes 257 amino acids. Gene Ontology annotation, molecular function: oxidoreductase activity.
AGCUAUACUGUAAGUGUUUUUCUUAUACGGGUUUCAAAGGAGAGAAUCUGACAGCACGCCACAGUGCCUAUACGGAGCUGUCUACGGUAGAAAGCAACCUCGCUCGCGCCGUGUAUGAGAGAGAGAGAGAGAGCCCCCCAUUCAUACAUUAAACAUCGCUUGUGCAGGUUGCUGCCGGUACAUUAGGGAACAUCUGGUGCUGUGAAUUAAACCCUACGCCUGGUCGAGCUUUGUGUCCGUCUGCAACCAGUGGGAUUAACCCUUGGAUAUAAAGUAUACACGGAUUCUAUAUCCAAGAUAUCUGGUCAGCCCACAGCAGUCAUGUCAGGAGCUUUCUACCCCCUGGUCCUGGCCUCUCAGGUCGCCGUAGUCACUGUCCUGAUCCUGGCCGGCUACUGGACAGGUCAUUUCCUUGGAGGCUUUGCCUGGGAUGGAUCAGCGCAGGAGUUUAAUCUCCACCCACUGCUGAUGAUUCUUGGGCUUGUCUUCUUCUACGGAGAUGCCAUCUUGAUGUACCGAAUCUUCCGCAAGGAGAACAAGACAGUGGUGAAGAUAAUCCAUGUGUUGAUGCAGUCCUUUGCACUCAUCUGUGGAGGCAUCGCCCUAAAGGCAGUGUUCCGCUACCACAACAAUGCAGGCAUCCCUAACAUGUACACGCUUCACAGUUGGAUUGGCCUACCAACUUACAUCAUGUUCGGCUUACAGUAUAUAGGUGGUUUUGUCUCAUUUCUAUUCCCCAAGCUGAGUGAGAGGGGAAGAGCCACCAUGUUGCCCUUCCACAAGUAUUUUGGAGUCGCCCUCCUAGGGAUGGUGUGUGCCACCGCAAUAAGUGGAAUCAACAACAAGCUCUUCUUUGCUUUACCGAAUACAAGUGAUACUCCAUACAACAGCCUCCCUGCACAAGCCCAUGUUGGUAACUUCCUUGGCAUUGCCAUCAUAGUCUACUGCCUCAUUGUUGGCUUCCUGGUCACCUUUGAUGAGUUCAAGAGAGAGGAGGUCAUUAACCCAGAAAAGCUACCCCUAGCCCACGCAGAGAUGAAACAGUUCAAGACAAUGGAUCCUACAGACACAACAGGUGAUCAAGAGGUCAAAUAGACGGUUGGGCUUAUCUUCAAUAUGAGGCAAAAUUAGGAUUUGUGGUGGCAGAAGUGGGAUUACUGGUGGCAGAAGUGGGAUUUAAGGUAGCUUCAAACCAAAUAAAGUACCUCAAGUGAUAUGCAUGUACUUGGUGAGGAAUUUCCAGCAGUGUUAUGGGUUUGUCAGUUGUCCUGUUUCCGAUUGUCUGCCAUGUACACUUAUUUCCAGAAUAUGGCUGUGAAUAAUCUAGGAAUUGUACUUGUGACUAGUUUGUAGUGUAGUUCAAAUCACUAUCUAGUUUAGUCCAAUAAAUUGUAUUACAGUUCACUAAAUUGAGUAAUAACUGCUAAAUCUUAGGAGCAAGGUUCCAGAAAGUUUGAAGUUAAACAUUAUUUUAGGCUUUGUCUUGAAAGAAAGUACCAGCGAACCUAGGAAAGUUGUACUAGGAAGAAACACUUUCACUAAAGUAUUACUCUUCAAGGUGGGUAUGUACGAGGUAGGGCCUAUAGGUCAUGAGUAAAACGUCCUGUUAUAUGUUAAGUAAAUAGUCUUUCCAACAAUGUGCUAUUAUAUUUCUUUGGACUCUGAAAGAAAUGUCAUUAUGUUUCUUGCAUUUGAGCAGUAUGACUUUUAAAACACAGUCCUUUUUUAAAUAUUUAUUGCUUGGUGUGAUCCAGUUUUCUUUAGCCACAAGUGAGUUGAAUAGGUAUUGUGAUUAUUAGAAUUGGUAGUUAAUAUAACCAAACCAUGAAAUGUUACUUCAUCAAAAUUGCCACUAUUUCUACUGUAAGAUUGUGAACAUACUGAAGUUUGAAACAUUUAUUUCUUAGAACUGCUUAGCGGAACUUCUGCUUAAUUACUAUGCUUAAACAAAAUUAGAUUAGAACCAAGACAUCGCUUAAUAUGUGGACCCAAUUUCACAGAGCUGCUUAAAUAAUAUAAGCAUAGAAUAUUCCUUGAAUUUGUCUGCUGAGCAAAAAAAAAAAACAGGCCACCAGUUACAGAUUGU